Messenger RNA from Lactuca sativa (garden lettuce), 864 nucleotides. Its product is annotated as acetylornithine aminotransferase, chloroplastic/mitochondrial-like. The record is from RefSeq and is a predicted model, not a curated record. Gene Ontology annotation, molecular function: transaminase activity; identical protein binding; pyridoxal phosphate binding. Lineage: Eukaryota; Viridiplantae; Streptophyta; Magnoliopsida; Asterales; Asteraceae. Gene Ontology annotation, cellular component: chloroplast stroma.
AUGAAUUCCAUCUUCUUUACCGGUGGUAACUUUGCUCGACUUGCAGUGAAGAACAACACCAGGAAAAUGGGGGAAACAAAGAACAAAUUCCGUGUGUUAAUGGUAAAAAUUUGUAACCGAUUCAAAUUCAAGCUAAUUGUGAUGUUUUUUCUUUUUGGAAAAGCGAAGGCAGAACUCGAUUUCACGUACUCCGGAGGAUUUCCUCGUUUUAAGCAAUCCUUCGUUUCUUCCGAUCCUAUAUCAGAAAGCCAGGAUCUCUUUAAGGAUAUGAUCUCAAGUGCAUCGUUUGCAAGAGGGGGGAUGUUGUACAACUCCCCUUUGUCGGAUGAAGCAAUGAUGUUUACUGGAGCUUGCUCAAGGUUACUCAGGUUCCCUUCACCCCCACAGCUGUCUGCAACAUAUGUUCAAUGUGGGUUAGGGUGUAGCGGAUCUCUAUGGGCACAUACAACAUUAGGUGUUGAACCGGAUGCUAUGCUCAUUGGCUUUGGAGACGACAUUGGGAUUAGCGUCAUUGUUGUCAACGACUUACUUGCUGACUACAUUCAUUUUUAUCAGCCGGAUAAACAAUUCAUGCCCACACCACGUUGUCUGGAUGCCUCGAAGUUGCUUAACAUGGUAUCCCAACAGGAAUACCUGAACAAGGUCGAGAGAAGUGGGAACUAUUUGAUGGGGUCGUUAACCAAGAACUUGGAAAUGCAUCAUCAGGUUGUGGGCAUAAGAUCAGUUGGUCUUGUUGCUACUAUUCAGCUGAAGGUGAAUGCGCAUUCACUGAUCAUUGCAUGUCAACAGCUGGGACUUCAAUUGGACUUUGGGGGAAUACCCAACAGCAUUCGGAUGAUGCCACCUGCUGAGGUAACUGACUAA